Lactuca sativa (garden lettuce) is the source of this 1670-nucleotide messenger RNA. Its product is annotated as alanine aminotransferase 2. Gene Ontology annotation, biological process: biosynthetic process. Lineage: Eukaryota; Viridiplantae; Streptophyta; Magnoliopsida; Asterales; Asteraceae. Gene Ontology annotation, molecular function: L-alanine:2-oxoglutarate transaminase activity; pyridoxal phosphate binding. The record is from RefSeq and is a predicted model, not a curated record.
UGAGUCUCUCCAAAUGCGGAAAUUCGUAGGUGAAAGGGCAAAAAGGUUGAUCGCCAACAACACGAUCGCUUCCGUCGUGAAAUUGAAUCAAUAUCAAACAUCAUCCACGCUUUCUUCUUCGAAUAAUUGCUGUAAUAGAUCACAUCUCCCUCGAUUAAACUCGCCUCUGAAUUCACACCUUCGUUGUUACUCAGUCAUGGCUUCAAAAGGAUCAAAAACAGCCCCUGUUACUCUUGAAACGCUCAACCCUAAGGUAUUAGAAUGUGAAUAUGCUGUUCGUGGUGAGAUUGUCUCUAUAGCUCAGAAAUUACAGCAAGACUUGCAAACAAAUCCAGGUUCCAAACCUUUUAACGAGAUUCUUUACUGUAAUAUUGGAAAUCCACAAGCUCUUGGUCAAAAACCUAUAACUUUCUUUCGAGAGGUUCUUGCAUUAUGUGACAAUCCUUCCUUAUUAGACAAGAGGGAAACAAAUGGUUUGUUUAGUUCGGAUUCCAUAGCAAGAGCAAUAAUGGUCUUGGAUCAAAUGCCUGGAAGAGCUACUGGUGCAUAUAGUCACAGUCAGGGUAUUAAGGGAUUGCGUGACACCAUUGCUGCUGGAAUUAAAGCUCGUGAUGGUUACCCUGCUGAUCCAGAUGAUAUCUUCUUGACAGAUGGUGCAAGUCCAGGGGUCCAUAUGAUGAUGCAGUUACUUAUAAGAUCAGAAAAGGAUGGAAUUUUAUGUCCCAUUCCUCAGUAUCCUCUUUACUCUGCUUCUAUUGCCCUUCAUGGUGGCACUCUAGUUCGUUAUUAUCUUGAUGAAGCAACAGGGUGGGGACUUGAGGUGUCUGAACUCAAGAAACAGUUAGAAGCUGCCCGACAAAAGGGUAUUACUGUUCGGGCAUUGGUUGCAAUUAAUCCGGGCAACCCAACCGGGCAGGUUCUUGCUGAAGAAAACCAACGACAAAUUGUGGAAUUUUGCAAGAAAGAAGGUUUGGUUCUUUUAGCAGACGAGGUAUACCAAGAGAAUAUAUAUGCAGCUGACAAGAAAUUUAACUCAUUCAAGAAAAUCUGUCGUUCAAUGGGAUAUGGUGAUAUCCCCUUGGUUUCUUUUCAAUCCGUAUCUAAAGGGUAUCAUGGUGAAUGUGGGAAAAGAGGUGGUUACAUGGAGGUAACUGGUUUUAGUACUGAAGUUAGACAACAAUUUUACAAAUUGGCAUCUGUGAAUCUUUGCUCCAAUAUUUCUGGUCAAAUUCUUGCAAGUCUUGUCAUGAGUCCCCCAAAAGUUGGAGAUGAAUCUUAUGAUUCCUAUUUUAGUGAGAGAGAUGGAAUCUUGAAAUCAUUGGCUAGACGCGCUAAGAAAUUGGAAGAUGCAUUCAACAGCUUAGAGGGUGUGACAUGUAAUAAAGCGGAAGGGGCAAUGUAUCUUUUUCCGCGAAUUCAAUUGCCAAAUAAAGCGAUAAAAGCUGCAGAAGAAGCUAAAAAAGCAGCGGAUGCGUAUUAUGCAAUUCGUUUACUUAAUUCUACUGGUAUUGUUGUGGUACCUGGUACUGGUUUUGGUCAGGUCCCGGGGACGUGGCAUUUUAGGUGCACGAUAUUGCCUCAAGAGGAUAAGAUUCCUGCGAUAGUUUCACGGUUGACGGAUUUUCACAAGAAGUUUAUGAAUGAAUUUCGUGGUUAGAUGAGUGGUUUUU